Messenger RNA from Coccomyxa subellipsoidea C-169, 1472 nucleotides. RefSeq names its product 5'-adenylylsulfate reductase. Lineage: Eukaryota; Viridiplantae; Chlorophyta; Trebouxiophyceae; Coccomyxaceae. The record is from RefSeq and is a predicted model, not a curated record. The transcript has 7 exons. Gene Ontology annotation, molecular function: phosphoadenylyl-sulfate reductase (thioredoxin) activity. The coding region runs from base 91 to 1158 and encodes 355 amino acids.
GCGGACGUUGCCACAGCUGCUCCAGGCGCAGCUGAGCUCGACUUCGAUGCGCUGGCGAAGGAUCUCGACAGAAAGUCCCCACUGGAGAUCAUGGACCAUGCGCUGGCGACCUUUGGCACUGAUGCAGCCAUUGCCUUCAGCGGUGCAGAGGACGUGGCGCUGAUCGAGUAUGCACACUUGACAGGCCGUCCCUACAGGGUCUUCAGCCUGGACACUGGCAGGCUCAACCCAGAGACGUACCGCCUGUUUGACAAGGUGGAGAAGCACUACGGGAUCCGCAUCGAGUACACGUUCCCGGACGCCCGGGAGACGAUGGACCUGGUGCGCGAGAAGGGCAUGUUCUCCUUCUACGAGGACGGCCACCAGGAGUGCUGCCGCGUCAGGAAGGUGCGGCCGCUGAGGAGGCAGCUGACGGGCCUCAAGGCGUGGAUCACAGGGCAGAGGAAAGACCAGAGCCCCGGCACGCGGCAGGCAGUCCCUGUCAUCCAGGUCGACCCGGCCUUUGAGGGCAAGGACGGCGGCGCCGGCUCGCUCGUCAAGUACAACCCGCUCUCCAACGUCACCUCCGCCGAAGUCUGGAACUUCCUCCGAGUCAUGGGUGUGCCCACGAAUGAGCUGCAUGCAUGCGGCUACAUCUCCAUCGGCUGCGAGCCAUGCACGCGGGCGGUGCUGCCGAACCAGCACGAGCGCGAGGGCCGCUGGUGGUGGGAGGAGGCGACGGGCAAGGAGUGCGGGCUGCACUCGGGCAACGUGGUGCAGAGCGCGGCGGAGCAGGCCAAACGAGAGGCGGAGCGCGAUCUGUGGGACACAGACGCCCACGUAGAGGCGCUCUCCCGCGAGCAGCUGGCCGCGCUGGCCGACGGCCCCCGCGACAAAUCCACCCUCGUCGUCCUCUACGCCCCCUGGUGCCCCUACUCCCAGGCUAUGGAGGCGUCGUACAGUGAGCUGGCAGAGCGCUAUGCGGGCUCGCAUGUGCGCGUGGCAAAGUUCCAGGCCGACAUUGAGCGCGACUUCUCGUCUGAGAAGUUUGGGCUGCGCACAUUCCCUACCAUCGUGAUCUUGCCGGCUGGCCAAGCCGGCUACAUCAAGUACCCUUCAGAGACCCGCGAUGCUGACACCCUGGACAUGUGGGUCAGGACCGUGGCAGGCUACCAGUGAAUUUUACUCACCGAAGUAUGUUCUGUUUAAAUGAAGAUGCGCUCUUGAGAUAAAUGAGUUGGGUUUCUCCCUCUGUCAGGGUGAGUUAUGCGUGACGCGUCUGCGCACAUUCGCGCUGCCUGCAUGACAGGUCACCAGCGUGCACCUCUGGUCAAUGCCAGUGCUGUUUGAAAAGGUGGUCUCAUUUGUUGUCAUACAGGAUUGAUUCUGAUCCUCGCUGAACAAUUUCAAAGAAUUAUUUGGACAAUUGUCUAUGGUUACGUUGAAGAUACUUUAAAAUUGCUAUAGGACCCUGUUUAACAAGACUCAUGGAU